This is a messenger RNA of Colletotrichum abscissum, 2559 nucleotides long. RefSeq lists its product as uncharacterized. The transcript has 2 exons. NCBI's taxonomy places the organism in Eukaryota, Fungi, Ascomycota, Sordariomycetes, Glomerellales, Glomerellaceae. The coding region runs from base 1 to 2559 and encodes 852 amino acids. The record is from RefSeq and is a predicted model, not a curated record.
AUGUCUUCAGCGUCAGUGACUCUCGGCGGAGAUAUGGAGGAAAAGUCUGGUGUCGAAGGCCAGUCUUGCGUGACAUCCAGUCCUCGGAACCCUCCCAAUCAACCAGAAUCUUUGCCAAAAAGCUUUGUACCAGUUCGGUCGGGGUCGAACCUCGAGCCCCUUAAGCUUCCGAGCCGUACCAGAACAGGGUCAGCCGUCAAUAAGACCAAGCAUCUUUUCCGUCGACUUCGGCGUCAACCGGUUGACCCAUCUUGCGAAAAGGGUUCAAUCGACUCCCAAGAUUAUCCUAAACCUAGGGGUGAGCCAGCUCAAUGCGACUUCGAUGAAGUUUUGAAUGGGGUUCUGCCCCGAACGGAGGGUGCGGCCAAAUAUCCCGAGUUCGACGCCGCUGGAUUAUAUGUCCUGUCCGAAGACGUUCUCAAGAACCUUUGGCAUGCCGAAACAGUGCGAUUGAUGAAGAUUGCUGAAUCUCCGAGCACGCCACUUGAGUUUUCGAACAAGGAAUUCUUCCAAGGAGAUACGGAGAAGGGCUACCGAGACAUGUCCAGAUUAUGCCAGAAAGUCUUGACAGCUAUCACGAUUUGCCUUCUCGACAACGAAUGCAUCAACGCACAACACUGUGGCCAACUGUCGAAUCAUAAACGGCUCUCCAGUUUCAUCAAACAAGUCUCCAAGGGUCAGUGUGCUGCAGAGAGCGUUGCAAACAUGGGUGACUCCGGAGCCCAGCAAGAAGCAUUCUCCAGCUUAGCAGCCACUUACGAGCUGAUCAACUACAUAUCAGCAGUCUUGACGAGAUUGGUCGUUCAAACCUCGCCGGGUACUUACUGGCAAACAAAUGUUCUAAGUGUUCUCAUCAAGAGAAUUACCAAGAUCAAGUUGUUGUUGCUUGAUCUACAUGCGAACUCCGCGAUUGCCGUUGGGGCAGCAGAGGCCGUCCUGUCCAACCUGCGCGACUCAGGGGAUACGCGAUUUGGAGACGGCGAGAUGGACGAGGAAGAGGAGUGCGAAGAGUAUAUGCGAAUGGUUGAGGCUAACGAGAAGGAGGGAACCGCGUCCUUCGAGGAAAAGCAAGUAGCGGCCCAUUGUGUCGAGCAGAAUAAGUUUCGGUUUGGUCUCAACUCAGCCCUGAGGCAUGUGUUGAUGUCCUUGAGAUUCAUCAACCGUUCUGGCCUACCAGCAACGGCGUUCGAAAUCUGUGCUGUGGCUUAUGAGACAGGCUUUGAAGGUUUUAAGGCUCUCCUUUUUCAAGAUAGAGAUCUUGAGUACUCGGCAACAUCAGACCUUGAUAAUAUGAACACUGCACACUCAGCAUUCAACAUCCUCAACCAGAUAGUCAUGCAUCUUAAGCAUACAAGUCGCAGUCAGGGGUACCCCGACGGCCUGAAUACCACAUUGCAAUGGAUGUAUUGUGGGUCUGAAAACAGCCGGUGUGAUCCCAUCAACAUCGAUCUCGCAGGCCCUAGCCAAUGUCUGCGGCUCAACUCCAUGGACGAAGUCAUCACUGUGAUGGUACCACUGGCCAUGACCUGCCCGAGCUUCCUGGCGAAUUUCACCGGCUUCCGACAUCUCAUAGCCCUGGCAGGCUUUAUCCAAGAUGACGUCCAACCGCUCGCAGAAGGACAAUUCGGGGCUUUCUUCCGUAUGCAGACGAGCCAAUUCGACAAAAUGAGGAGACCAGACGUUCUUCAUCUUUCAGAAGCUCUGGCUUGUGGCUUUUUUUCACGGUCCAAAUUAGUGGAGAGUUCGCGUUCUCCUCCCCCGGCCGCACAAUCCACGACGAAAGCACAGCAAGAUGCGAUGCAUCAGCUCAAUGAGCUUAACAAGCUAACGGAGUACAUGGAUGAGUGGGUUGUUGAUGAGAUGUGCGUAACGGUGCCAUGCCCAGGAUACGUUUGGGGCGUAAUAUUCACGGCCGUGUUAUUUGCAGCUGGCGGCUUGGGCAUCGGCUUCAGCGUCGGCGAGCGUAUCAACGGUGUUGAUCCUUCGAACCUAGCGACCUACCUGUGGGUUGUAGCUGCUUUUAUCGUCUUGGUCGGCAAGAGCAUGAAGGUAAAGGAGUGGACCUGGAACGACUUCCUCCGGAGACGGGUCCGCUGUUGCUCUGUAUCUGAAUUACAGUCAAUCACUAGGAUAGACGGCCAGCUCAUCAUCGCUAAGUUGUUACAUGAUGAACGGCGGGGAAGCGUACUGAACAUCCGCGGCCCUUACAACUCAGCUUUCCUCAGAAGAUCUACUGAAGGGUUCUCGAUCGAUAAACCCAUCAGUUCGUCGACGCUCUUGAUCAGCGGUUUGACGAUGUUGAAGGUUGUCACGGCUAAAGGGUACGCCUUGGUGUGCCUCGACUUUCGAAGGGGAACGAAUUUGAGAGUUAUCGGCCAUACCCCAGACCCCCAAAAGGAGCAUCUGGUCUGUGAGCAAAUCGAUAGAUUGCAAUCCAGAGUUGGCGCGACUGCAGACGACGCGCAGCCUCAGACCAAGCAUGCCUUUUCGAGAUCCAGCGGGUUGAAAUGGAAAAGAGUACUGGGGAUCUACCAACAGAUGGAUGCCAAGUUUGUCUGA